This is a messenger RNA of Aspergillus novofumigatus IBT 16806, 462 nucleotides long. RefSeq lists its product as uncharacterized. Gene Ontology annotation, biological process: endosomal transport. The record is from RefSeq and is a predicted model, not a curated record. Lineage: Eukaryota; Fungi; Ascomycota; Eurotiomycetes; Eurotiales; Aspergillaceae. Bases 1 to 462 code for a protein of 153 amino acids. The transcript has 2 exons. Gene Ontology annotation, cellular component: BLOC-1 complex.
AUGCCUAUAGUUUUUGCAUUUAUGUCUGUGGAUCCAUUAACCAACAAUGUCCACUCAACCACCACCUCAACAACAACAACAAUCACCCACCUCCUCACCAACCCCUCCCAACGCACCCUCGAAGCCAAAGCAGCCUUCACCGCCUCCCUCCGCUCCGCCGGCGCAAACUACGACGCCGAGCUGCGCGACCGCGCGCGCACGCUGCACGAGAACGCCGCCGCGCUAGACAAGCAGGAGGCGGAGCUGCGGCGGACGACGGCCGAGCUGGGCCGGCAGAAUGAGCAGUGGGAGAAGGUGGCGGAUACGGCGCGCGAGGGGCUCAAGGAGAUUGGGGACGUGCAGAAUUGGGCGGAGUUGAUUGAGAGGGAUUUGUUGGUUGUGGAGGAGAUGUUGAGGGAGGUGGAGGCUAGGGAGGAAGGGGUGGGAGUGGAAGGGAGGACGAGGAGGAGGAGGGGCGGAUGA